AUGACACUUCAAAAACAAAAUAUAAUAAGACUAUAUAUUCAUCGAUUAAUUAGAUCAAUCAUACCUUCAGAAUUAGGAGAUGAAUAUAUUCAAAGUAUAGCUAAUGAAUUAUAUCAAUUAUUAAUAAAUUCAAAUAAACAAGAUGAAGAUAUAUCAAUUAUCAUUAAUAAAUUUAAAACCUAUUUUCUAAGUAAUUCAAAAAAGACAGAAUGGAAUGAAUUUCAAAAUUUAAUUAAUUCAUUAAGUAAAUUUAAGUCAUUGGAUCAAAUUUCAAAUUAUUUGAUAUUUUUGGAUACAUUAAUGGGUAAUACUACAGUACCAAAUAUGACUACUCCAACCACUUCAACAUUUGAAUCAACAAUAUCCAAUAAUAAGACAUUAUCACAAUUAAUAGAACCAUAUUAUGAAACAUUACCAGAAGAAACAAUUUUAACUUAUUUACCAUAUACUUUAAUGGGUAUGGAUUCAAAAUUAUUUGAAUUUUCCAAAAAUUCUAGAUCAAUUGAGAUUCCUAAAACAAUAAACAAUAGUUAUAGUUCAUUGCUUAAAUUGAUAUUUGAGUAUUCUUUAUUAUAUAAACAAUUAUCAUUAUGUGUUGAAUUAAAUAAAGGGAAAUUGAAAUCUGCUAUCAAAUCAGCUUAUAUUGCAUUAAUUGAGGAGGAAUUGAAAAUAUAUGCACUGGAUAUUAAUCAGAUAUUUAUAAAUAAGCCACCGACUAUACUAUCAGUUUAUAAGUCAAUUUUUGACUGGAUUCUCAAAUUAAGACUUUUAUAUCGACUAUCAUUGAAAAUGAGUGUAUUGGAUGGAUAUAAUUUUUUAACGUUUGUUUACAAGUUUACGAAAUUUGGUGAUGAUUCGAUAAGAAGUAUAGCAACAAAGACAUUUUACGAAAUAGUAAAACCAUAUUACAAUAUCCUAGAAUUAUGGUUAAUAAAAGGUGAAUUAAUGGAUCAAAACGAAGAAUUUUUUAUAUCGUUUGAUGUUAACGAAGAAGAAUUCAAUAAAAUAAUCAAAUUUCAUUCACAAAAAGUACCAAGCUUUAUACAAUCAUCAGACAAGAUAUUUCAAAUCGGUAAAACUUUGAUCUUUUUAAAUAAGUAUUGCAAAGAAUUAAAAUGGAUAAACGAUUAUAAUUUGAAACACUCAUCAAAGAUUUUUUCACAGAAUGACGGACUAGCGUCUUUGGAGAUUGAUGAAAUACUCGAAUUGAUAGAUGAACAAUAUAAGGAUCUAAUAAACCAUUUAACAUACUUAUUACAUCUGAAAUAUAAAUUUUAUAAUCAUUUAAUUAAUUUCAAGAAGUUUUACUUUAUGGAAGUUAAUGAAUUUAUAGAGGCAUUAAUUACAAAGGGAGAUACAAUUUUCAAUGAAAAAGCUAUAGACAUUUCAUCAAGUCAUUUACAUAAAAUACUAUAUGAGGCAGUUCAAAUAUCAUCAAUCAAAAAAUUACCCCUUGAAGAUUUAAAUAGAAUAGACACAAAAAUUUUCAACUCCAGUUCAAACACAUUUGGUUGGGAAUCCUUUUUAAUUGAUUAUAAAAUUGAUGAUUUACCUAUUUACUACCUUUUCAAAGAUCAAUUAGUUCAAUAUUUAAAAAUAUUUCAUUUCUUUUGGAAAAUACGACAUCUUCAAAUAUUAUUUAAUUCAAAUUAUGAAAAUUAUAUGUCAUUAGGUUUGCAAGUUAAAAAAAUUGGUAAAAAUGGAGAUUUGCAAAGAGACUAUCCACAAUUGAUAAACUCAAUAGAUCAAAUUAAUAUUAUACGGAAUCAUUUUGUUAAAUUUUUACAGGAUAUUGUCUCAUAUUUAUCAUAUGAAGUUAUAGAGGAAUCAUUUGAUGAAAAUAUAGAGAAGAAAUUUUAUUAUAACAAUGACAAAUCCACUUUACAAUUAGACAGACUGUUUUUACCAAAUUUUGAACAACCAAAUACAUUAACGGAAGAAUCAGAGACCAUAAAAAAAGUAAAUAAAUUUACAAUAGAUGAGUUAAUAACAAUCCACGGAACAUAUUUAAACAAAAUAGUCAAGACAAAAUUAUUUAAUGAAUCUUCAUUAGGUAAAAGAUCUCAAAUAAGUUUUAUAACUCAAAUUCAUGAUUUUUUGCAAAUUUUUUAUAAUUUUAUAAAUUUAAAUCAAGAAUAUUUAGGAGUGUUAGAAGAUUUUUUUUUUAUUUAUCAACACAAUCUAACAUCCACAACCACUUCAAAUAUUGAAAAUGAAUUAGAUGAAAUUUUAUUUACUUUAGAUAGAAUUUAUAAAAAAUUAAAAAAUGAAAUUUUUGAAAAUGAAUUUAAACAAUUGUUGAUUGAUUUUAAAGAAGAUAUGAAAUUGGAAAAUGAUUUAAAAGAAUUUGGUGCUUGUUUGUAA
Lodderomyces jiufengensis is the source of this 2364-nucleotide messenger RNA. It is a transcript of the gene SPC98, whose product is annotated as Spc98p. Gene Ontology annotation, molecular function: gamma-tubulin binding; microtubule minus-end binding. Bases 1 to 2364 code for a protein of 787 amino acids. Gene Ontology annotation, biological process: meiotic cell cycle; microtubule nucleation; cytoplasmic microtubule organization. The transcript has a single exon. Gene Ontology annotation, cellular component: spindle pole; gamma-tubulin complex; equatorial microtubule organizing center. NCBI's taxonomy places the organism in Eukaryota, Fungi, Ascomycota, Pichiomycetes, Serinales, Debaryomycetaceae. The record is from RefSeq and is a predicted model, not a curated record.